Messenger RNA from Glycine soja, 1367 nucleotides. Its product is annotated as putative rRNA methyltransferase YlbH. Gene Ontology annotation, molecular function: methyltransferase activity. The coding region runs from base 83 to 1018 and encodes 311 amino acids. NCBI's taxonomy places the organism in Eukaryota, Viridiplantae, Streptophyta, Magnoliopsida, Fabales, Fabaceae. The record is from RefSeq and is a predicted model, not a curated record. The transcript has 9 exons. Gene Ontology annotation, biological process: rRNA methylation.
AAAAAAAAAAGAUUUGUGAUAUCUCUCUCUCAGUGACACCCAAACUCAAAACACCCUCAAACAAUCUCUGUUCACUUUAACAAUGGCGGUUUUGUCGCCUCCAACAUUCUCCCCACUUCUACUAAACACCAAGACAGAUUUUGGGUCACCACCAUUUCCUCUUCUCACCCUCUCCUCCUCCUCACCCACCUCCUCACCCCUCUUCGUCUCUUACGCCAAAUCCGGAAAUGGGUUGGCCAGUGAGGACAAAAAAAUCUUGCUUGAGAAGUAUGGCUACGAUAUUGAUGCUGAUGAGUACUUUUCACAGUCAUCUUCUAAGUCCAAGAGGAGAAAGGAGCAACCAAGGAGAAGAGGAGGGAAGCAAGUGCAGGACCCACCAGAGGACCCUAAGCCUCCUCGUGUAACCCAUAAAUUGCUUCAGGUUCUUGGAGGAACAGCUCGAAGAGUGAAGCUACUUUCACCAAAGGGCAUGGAUGUGCGCCCCAUGAUGGAAGUGGUGAAAGGUGCAGCCUUUGAUAUAUUACAGGCAGCUGGUGGCUGUCCUGCAGCAUUGAGACCUGGUCGCUGGUUAGACUUGUAUAGCGGUACAGGUUCUGUUGGAAUUGAAGCACUUAGCCGAGGAUGUUCUCAGGUGCAUUUUGUUGAGAUGGAUCCGUGGGUUGUAUCAGAUGUUUUACGUCCAAACCUGGAGGAAACUGGAUUCCUAGAUGCUUCAGUCAUACAUACUGUCCGUGUAGAAAAAUUCUUUGAGCGUGCAGAGCAAUUUGUAGGAAACAGUGGCCCAUUUGAUUACAUUAGUGUCACCCCUCCAUAUACACAAGUUGACUAUGGGGUGCUGAUGAGGCAGAUAUCAGAAUCAUCCUUGAUUGGAGAGAACACGUUUAUUGUAGUUGAGUAUCCUUUAAAAACUGACAUGCUGGAUUCUUGUGGAAGUCUUGUAAAGAUAACCGACAGACGGUUUGGACGGACACUCUUGGCAAUUUAUGGACCAACAUGGUCCCAGAAGAAGAGGAGAUGACACAUUCAAAUGCCUAAGUUGCAGUAAAGGCUGAAAAACAUGCUGGUGCAAUAUUUAUCUGUUACAGUGGUCAACAGGAAUUAGUUUUUGGCACCUACCUCACUUCUUCAAAAGCUGUUAUACACAGUCUAAUGUUGGUCCCUGCAACAGGUCAUGUCUUGUAAUGUUAAUCAUAAAAUCUUGCAUUCUUUGUUAUAAUGUGACCCAUCUUCAGCUGAAAAUUGAUUAUUAAAUCUAGAUUAAGGUUUCAUUACCAACAGUGUUGAUCACAGUAGAAGUGGAUUGUGAUUGUAGGUGAACUUUAUCUACCAUAUUAGUGAAAUCAUCACUCUAAUCAUUCUAUUUCUAA